ACGUAUACUUCACCGUUGUAUCUCCACAGGACAACAACAGCUCGAGUUAAACGCACAAAUACAUACAACAGCACAUUAUAAUAUUAUUAUAUUAUUAUCAUCUGAUUUGUCGUUGACUUUUCCAGCCGUCGUUGUACAUUCGCGUUCCGCAAACGUUUUCGAUUCAUCGCAAAGAAGUUUAUAUAUUUUAUACAUAACUUACCUAUCAGUCGCAGCUACAGUGUCUACAGCGCAUUUGCUGGAUCCAUCGAAGCAGUCUUCAGACAACUCUAGUACUAUAUAUAUCGUAUAUAUUCACCAAUUCACCAUGAUCGGAGUACUCGCAAUCGUUUUCGCGGUCCAAGCCACGGCGGUGCUAGCCGGCGGCGCCCGGUACCCGUCCGGACUGAACCCGGCCCUGUGUCCCAAUUACCCACACUGCGACAACGUGCUGUUGGCCGCGUACGCCCAACCUGCGGCCGGCAACGAUUACAACGAUCAUUACACCAACAACAACAACAACGCCGGCCAGUAUUACGGUUCCGGUUACCAGCACCACCCGUCCGAGGCGUCCAACUACCACAACAACCAGCCGCUGGUCCCGGCGCCGUACACCGAGCCCGGUUACCCCGCCGGCCUCUCGUCGUCCAACUGCCCUAACUACCCGUACUGCUCACACCAGGUACCGGCCGAGGCGCUCAGGUACGCGCACAAGAGGUACCCGUCCGGCGUCAGCCCGCAGAACUGCCCCAACUACCCAUACUGUCACUGAUGGUCCAUCGCGCGUAUAAUAAUUAGUAAUAACACUAUUAAGACAAGCGCGAUGUAUGCAAAUUAUGUAUAAUAUUAUUAUUAUAAUAUAGUGAUGAUGACGCGCACACUGCAAGCACCAAGUUCAUAUUAAUUAUGCAUACGCAGUGGAUUCUUAUUAUGUCGAACGUCAUAAUAAGAAUAAUUAUUUUCGUAAUGUCGAACUCAAUUGAAAUCCCCUUGAAAUAAUUACCAUUCCAAUAAAACUCGAUAUCUCCAACUUUUAUCUGAGGACGACUGAGGUGUCCCUCGAAUUUCAAUAUACCGAUAGUUUACUGUAUAAUAUAAAAUAUAUAGGUACAUUAUAAUACUUUGUUAUAAAUAAUAAUACUAUUUGGGUACAUAUUGUUUAUUCGAAAUCCGUUAACCCGAUUAAUUAUAAUUACCUAUAUAAUUCCUAUAUCAUACUUAAACUCCCGGAGUGCUGCAGCGUAUACCAUUACACUAUAUUAUUAAUUAUUAUUAUUAUAUUAUAUUGGAACACAUCUCGUGACUCAUAAUAGUUUACAAUUUUUGGCUAUAAUUAAUAUACGAAUUAUUAUUUUUAUUUUUAACAACUUUACUUACGUGGCUAUAUAUACCUACCUAUUAUAUUCAUUAACAUUAUACAUAACACUAAAUAGUAAAUACAUAACAGGACUAUUGAUUAUAUCAAUCACGCGUAUAAUAUUGUUUCGUUUAAGUUUAACGUACUCCACAAUUCCAUAUAUAUAUUUUUUUAAUUUUAUAUAAGUUUUUAAUAAAUCAACGGUACAUUGUACAUUACAUGAAUAAUAUUAUAUUUAUAUUAUUAUUUGGAUACAAUAAAUAUAUUACAUA
Messenger RNA from Metopolophium dirhodum (rose-grain aphid), 1608 nucleotides. Its product is annotated as cuticle protein 1. The transcript has 2 exons. Gene Ontology annotation, molecular function: structural constituent of cuticle. The record is from RefSeq and is a predicted model, not a curated record. Lineage: Eukaryota; Metazoa; Arthropoda; Insecta; Hemiptera; Aphididae. Bases 308 to 751 code for a protein of 147 amino acids.